UAAUUUCAGGUAGCCAUAUUCGUCCUGUGCGUUCAACAUCAAACAUGGGCGUUUCUUUCGUCGUCUGCAAAGUGUCAAAUGCUUUGCGUACAACGAAAAUGUUUCGAGGCAGUGAUAGAUUUUAGCUGUUUGAAAAUAUUGAAAGAUUUUUCAUGUUUCUUACUAUUGUUAAAUGGUUUCAAGUAAACACGCGAUAUAUACACAUAUAUAGGUAUAUACCUGUUCGUGAAAAUUGUAAUUUUACUCGGUGAUGGCUAUGAUUCAGUACGAAAGGGCAUCUCUUCAAGGUAUUACAACUUCGGUGGAAUAAUUCAGUUAAAAAGCAAAUAUGGUAAAAUAUAUGACUAUUGCGAAAGCAUAAACUAGAAUCUCGCCUAUAAAAUUCAUUUGAAUUCUGUUUAAAUCAAUGUUAAACUGUUCAUGUAAAAUGGGAAGGUUAUGCUUCGUCUCGAAAUGAAAAUCACUAUAUUAGUGUUUUAAAUAAAUAUAAUUAUUUAACUGCACAAAAUAAAAGAAAUACAAAGUUACAAAUUAAGUAUGAGAAUAUGUUGAUAGUAUAAAGUGUAUGUUCUAUGGAAAAAGUGGAUUGACUUAUUUGAUAUCAGAAUCAGCUGAUUCCUACUACGUUGACAAGGGAUCGCUGGAUACGAACAAUGUUAAACGAGUAGAACAGAUUAAUGACCUGAUAUCGAUAUUAAUGAUAUGUGAAAAAUAUAAAUACAUAGAAUCAUAUUUUUAAACGUAUAAUUUCUUUAUUAAUCUUAAAAUACAAAAAUUGAGGAAAAUGUCAGGAAACAAUUCAACUGCAGUGGGUACACCUAGAGGUGGGAAUUUACAAAAUCGUAAUUCUCAAAGAUCGACGCUUUUAAAAGUGGUGAUCCUGGGUGAUGGUGGUGUUGGAAAAUCUUGUCUUAUGAACAGAUUUGUAUCAAAUCAUUUUGAUGAACAUAGUUUUCAUACCAUUGGUGUAGAAUUUUUAAAUAAAGAUAUUGAAAUUAAUGGAGAGGCAUAUACUCUUCAAAUAUGGGAUACAGCUGGACAAGAAAGAUUCAAAACUCUCAGAACACCAUUUUACAGAGGUUCUGAUAUUUGCCUCUUGACUUACGCGGUUGAUGAUAGAACGAGUUUUAAAAAUUUAGCACUUUGGAGGUCAGAAUUUCUUUAUUAUGCCGAUGUUCAAGAGGGCUCAACAUUUCCAUUUAUAGUUGUUGGAAACAAAGUGGAUGUUCCAGAAUCUGAAAAACAGGUGUCUACAGAAGAAGCUCAAGCUUGGUGUGCAGAAAAUGGGGAUCCUCCAUUAGUAGAAACAUCUGCAAAAGAUGCGACAAAUGUUGAAGCAGCAUUUGGAGCAGCUGUUGCGGCUUGGGCACAACUUGAAGCUAGACUAGAGCGACCAUUAGUAGAAGAUACAGUUGACCUUUCUAAACAACAGUCCUCUCAUCGUUCAAGUUGUUGUAUGCCUGUGUCUGGUGCUGAGUAGGUGAUAGAUAUAAGAUUUAAAUAUUUUUAUGUUUUCAUAACAUAAUGCAUGAAUCAUAUUUCUUAAGACCCACGGUUAAGAAAUUGAACGAAAUGAGUGGUAAAAAGAGAAGCAUAAUAAUUUUUGUGACAAAAAUUGGUAUUCUUUAAAUGUGCACAUAGAAUAUGUUUAUACCUGAAAAGAAUAUACUAUGUUGCAAACUGUAUGAAUUCUUAAAAAGUGAUAAUCACUGUAUUUAGGACAUAUAAGGACAUUAUAUUAUAGAAGUAUAAGAACUUUAUUCCUUUUUCUUUGACCUACACAGCACUUAUUAAUAUUCUCUCUGAUCCCUGAAAAUUGAUUCAUGACCAUUGGCAACAAUUUUUUACAAAAAGUGAUGAUAAGUUAAAUUUGUAGGAAAAUAGGAAUGUUUGUUAUUACUAAUGAUAGUGACAAUUUUGCAUGUAUCAUGCUUUUUCUUCUAGGUCUAACAAAAUUAUUUGAAGAGAUCUCUCGCCUGUCUGCGAUCAUUCGUCGUAAUAAGGUGAAUGUUAACAUUACAAGUAGUUUCUGUUCGUUAUAUUCAGUUUUUAAUUACGAGAAAUAUAUUUUAUGUUGCCAAUGAACAUAUUUAUUCGACAUUUACACAAUUUGGAUCCAUAUAUUUUAUUGAUUUCCAUGACACUUUUCAGUUUCGUUACACAACGUAAAAGUAACCUAGCAAAUUACACAAAAAGAAAUAAUAUUUUAUGAUUGAUAUUUCCAGAAUACGACUGUAAAGUGUAAGGUCAAAUUGAACGUCCUACUCGUAUCACGCUUUGUGCAGCUCUUGAGCUACAAACAGUAUUUUAAGUGUUUCGUACACCAUUGGCUUGUGAUAAAAUAAUAAUAAUAAUAAUAGUUAUAAUCAUUACCAUCAACCGCUUUAUAAAUAAGAAA
Megachile rotundata (alfalfa leafcutting bee) is the source of this 2398-nucleotide messenger RNA. It is a transcript of the gene Rab9, whose product is annotated as RAS oncogene family member Rab9. Gene Ontology annotation, cellular component: phagocytic vesicle; lysosome; late endosome. Gene Ontology annotation, molecular function: GTP binding; GTPase activity. The record is from RefSeq and is a predicted model, not a curated record. Gene Ontology annotation, biological process: retrograde transport, endosome to Golgi. NCBI's taxonomy places the organism in Eukaryota, Metazoa, Arthropoda, Insecta, Hymenoptera, Megachilidae.